This is a messenger RNA of Brassica rapa (field mustard), 2703 nucleotides long. RefSeq lists its product as uncharacterized. Gene Ontology annotation, molecular function: RNA binding. Lineage: Eukaryota; Viridiplantae; Streptophyta; Magnoliopsida; Brassicales; Brassicaceae. The record is from RefSeq and is a predicted model, not a curated record.
CCUAUUGUUAAUUAAUACUUAGUAGUGUAAUUUUUCAUCACUUAAUAAUGUAUUCUAUGGUGAUAAAAAAAACAAAGUUAUAGAUUAACAUAAGUUAUUCUUGUUAGAUAUAUAUCUUGUGUUGACAAAAAAAUAUAUCUUGCAAAUGGAUAAUAUACAUUAUAGGAAUAUAAUAAAAAAUUACAACGGCAAAUAUCUUUAUUAUUGUUAUUAAUAUCAUAGCUUAAAUUUAUGGGUUAGUUAUGUUAAGUUAGUAAGAUGUUCAAUAAUUUUAGGAAUAUUUACUUGAUUUCUUAUGUACUAUAUCGAUAGAAAAAAUUUAAUUUUUGAGUUAAUGUUAUGUCUAACUAAAUUAUGAUUUGCUUGUUAGUGGGGGUAAGAAGUUAAUGGGAUUUUUCUUGCUUAGUGUAAUAUGCCGUGGAGUACUAUGAAUAAUUAGUAAAGUUUUAGAGUUACUACCAGUGGCAUUACAUUGUAAUUAUUUAGGAAAAAUAAGGGUCAAACCUUAUUUGUACUCUUGUUUUAAUAGUUUAGAUAUUACUUAUUUUAUAGUUAGUUUUACUUAAUGAUUUUUAUUAAAUAAUUUCUUGUACUUGUAGGAAUUUCUAAUUCGUUUUUUUCUAGAUUUGUUUUAGUUUAUAUUUUUCUUUUACAAUUUUCUUUCUUUAUUAUCUUUAAAAACGAAAUUUGUAUUUUUGAAAACAAAAAAAAUUACUUUCAAAUAGAUUUUUACAAUUAUUUACUUGUUUAGGAUUUAAAAAUAUAAAAAUUACUAUCCAAUAAUUUUAACAAUAUGUAAUUGUAAAAGACUAUGUAAUAGCAAUAUAAUCUUUUACAAUUUUCUUUUGUUUAGGUUUAAAAAAAAAAUAUCACUUAUUUUAUAUUUAGUUUUACUUUUUGAUUUUUAUUAAAUAAUAUCUUGUACUUGUAGGAUUUUAUAAUUCGUUUUUUUAGAUUUUGUUUUAGUUAAUAUUUAUCUUUUACAAUUUUAUUUCUUUUUUAUCUUUAAAAACGAAAAUUAUAUUUUUUUAAACCAAAAAUUACUUUCAACUAACUUUUUACAGUUAUUUACUUGUUUAGGAUUAAAAAAGUAAAAAUUAAUAUCCAAUGAUUUAACAAUAUAUAAUUGUAAAAGACUAUGUAAUAGUAAUUGUUCUUUUCCAAAAUUUUUAAAAAAUCGUGAAAAGAUAUAUUUAAAAUGAUAACUUUUAUUUUCUAAAUCUCUUUUAAAUCUUAAGAAAAAAAAUCAUAUUUUUGACACAUGUCGCAAUCUUAAAAAAAUUAUUGACAUAUGUCGCGAUCAUGUUAAUUAGCAACUUUGAAGAACCAAGCUUUAUAUAAUAGGAUUUACAUUAUGUUUUUCAAGAUUUCAUAUAUUUUACUAUUCUUAUAGCAAUAUUUACUAUUUUAAACAACAUAUGAAACCCCAAAAUAUUAUAUUAUACUUAGGUGCAAAAACUUAUAUAUAUAUUUGUAAAAUAAAUAAAGAACAUAUAUACCUAUGAUUAUGUAAAUCUAAUAUAUACUUUUAAAAUAAAUAUAUUUACUAUUUAAAUAUAUCUUAUUUUUGAAAUUGUGGUUAAGAUCGGUUACAAAAAUCUACUUGCAAAUAUGUAGGGGAAUAAAAUUCUUUUUAAUUUUCUUUAAAUAUUAUACUUUUAGUUGAUUAUGUUAAAUAAUAAAUAAGAUAUAUUAAAUGUCUAGUGAAUUGGUCUAACAACAUUCGUAAAUAAAAAAUAAGACUCUAAAUUAAUAGAAUAGAUAUAACUAUAAGUGUUUGAAGCCUUGCUUGCAGACACAAAAACGGGACCGUUAGGCAAACCCUACAACCUUACAUAAAACUCUUCCACGAAACGUCUUCUUCGGCGGGGCUGCUAACAGAAAAGAAAAAUCAACAUCCUCUCAAUGAAUGUCUCGGCUGAUGAACGAGAGGACUCGAUGUCUAUUGCAAAACCAGUAACUCCUACUCUGAAGACAAAUCUGAAGAAGCAGACGAAUAAGAAUAAGAAGACAUUCUCUCUCUUAAGUAGGACCGUGCUGCACCUGUGUUCCAGUAGCAAAACAAAUCUGAAGAGGCAGAAGAUACUUAAGGAGAGUAAAGCAAAUUUGAAGAAGCAGAAGAAAACUGAGAGAGAGAGAAAAAAGAAGGAAGAUUCUUGCUGUUUUGGAUGUGAAGAAGCCUACGAAAAUAAUGAUGAAACCAUUUUCGUUAAGGGAUUUCAACAUUUGCGUCCUAGGGAUGAAAUCAAGAAUGAAUUGAGCAACAUUUUUGGUUCUUGUGGAAAGAUAAUAAGCGUUUUUGUUCCCAUGCACUGUGGUACCUGUGUUCCCUUGGGAUUUGCUUUCAUUAAUCUCUUAAAUGGCAAAGAGAAGGCGUUGAAACUAAAUGGAAGUUACAUGGGAGGAAGAAAGCUUAAGGUGAUGAUUGCUACUGAUAGUGAUGAAUACUUCGGGUUUGAUGACUUUGAUGGGUGUGACCUUUGUGGAGGGCCAGGCAAGGUCAGAUCUCGCAGGCCGAUUGACAUUGAUAAGGUUUCUUUCGAAUUGUACCACUGAACCCGAGCUUAUUUUUAUUAUCUAAUUAUUUUGUCUUAUAUGAUUUUGACUCUGCUAUGCGUAAAUCAAAUUAUGUAAGAAACUCUUUAGUAUGGAGACGGUGGUUUUCUGAAAUUUUUGUUGAAAAAUGAUUUGGUUAAAAAUUAU